AUGAGGUCACAAUUUAAAGACGAACAUCCUUUUGAAAAGAGACAAGCUGAAGCAGCCAGAAUUACCCAAAGGUUCAAGGAUAGAGUACCUGUCAUAUGUGAAAAGGUUGAGAAUUCCGAUAUCCCCGAAAUUGAUAAACGUAAAUAUUUAGUUCCAGUUGAUUUAUCAGUUGGUCAAUUUGUAUAUGUCAUUAGAAAGAGAAUCAAAUUACCAAGUGAAAAGGCGAUCUUCAUCUUUGUGAAUGAUAUCUUACCACCUACUGCAGCCUUGAUUAGUACAAUCUAUGAAGAACAUAAGGAUGAAGAUGGAUUUUUGUAUGUGUUAUAUUCUGGUGAAAAUACAUUUGGUGAAAAGAUUCCAAUAGAUUUGUCAUCAAUUGAUUUUACCAAGGAAUAUAUCCCAGAGAAUAUUUAA
Hemisphaericaspora subhashii is the source of this 414-nucleotide messenger RNA. RefSeq names its product ubiquitin-like protein (gene AUT7). Gene Ontology annotation, molecular function: phosphatidylethanolamine binding. The transcript is spliced from 2 exons. Gene Ontology annotation, cellular component: autophagosome; cytosol; fungal-type vacuole membrane. Bases 1 to 414 code for a protein of 137 amino acids. NCBI's taxonomy places the organism in Eukaryota, Fungi, Ascomycota, Pichiomycetes, Serinales, Debaryomycetaceae. Gene Ontology annotation, biological process: macroautophagy; cellular response to nitrogen starvation. The record is from RefSeq and is a predicted model, not a curated record.